Molecule: messenger RNA, 2817 nt
Organism: Erythranthe guttata (spotted monkey flower)
Lineage: Eukaryota; Viridiplantae; Streptophyta; Magnoliopsida; Lamiales; Phrymaceae
Source: RefSeq, a predicted model, not a curated record
AUGGGAGCGUACAGAGCGGAUGAGGAUUACGAUUACCUCUUCAAGGUGGUUCUGAUUGGCGAUUCCGGCGUCGAAAAAUCGAAUCUUCUGUCUCGGUUCACGAAGAACGAGUUCAGCCAGCAGUCCAAAUCCACGAUCGGCGUUGAGUUCGCGACGCGUUCGAUUCAGGUCGACGACAAGGUUGUCAAGGCCCAGAUUUGGGACACCGCCGGCCAGGAAAGGGAUUAUUCGAAGAGUGGGCGGAGCAGCAGCAAAAGAAGGCUCGAAAUCGAAAUCGAAGGUCCUCCAAUGGAGGAUAAUUUCUGCAAUUUCAAAACCCUUUUCCCUGGCAUCCAUUCCCCCGAGGGAGCAAAACCCGAAGUCUUGAAGGAUUUGUAUGGCCUUCUCGACGAAUUUUCUUCAAAUGCAAAGUUGAGCUACAAGUUUGCAGCACGUGAAUUCGACCUCGAAAUUUGUCACUAUUGUAUCAAACUGACCUUUGCAGAUAUUAACGAACUCUCUAAUGCACUCUUCACACACUUGGAAGAAAAAUUUGAACGAUUAUUCUCAAACUUAUGUGCCGACGAGAAUCUUCGAGAGAGUAUUAUCUCUGAUUCAGGUUUCUUCGACGCUGUUGAAGUAGUUAAUUUGCUAUUCAGAUGUUGUAUGGUUGUCUUGACUUUGCUCGAACCCAGCCAAAAACUUAUCCUGGAAAAAUGGCCGAUUUUGGCAAGGAUACUCAGAAAGUCGAAUUCGCACCACUUAGUUGAGAAAACGGGGGGAAGAAACACUUUUGUGUUUGAGAAAUCGGUUAUUUGUGGUGAAAAUGGCUGCUGCUCUACAUCCUCUGUUGAGGGCUUCACUGCUUCCUUACAGUUUUUGGAGCCUUACGAUCCUCUCCUUUUUUUCAUGUCUACGAUUCUUGAGGUAUUUGUAGAUGAGCUGUUUACGCAUGGGCAAUUAAGGAAUUACUUCCGGAUGAUUAAUUCUGUUGUUCAUAUCAAUGAAACGCUAUUCAAUUUGCAAUCUGCUCACAGUGAUAUUGGGAUGGAAGCAAUCUGUAACCAUUUUAUCAUCUCAUUUUCCCAUAAGCAAGUUUUCGAAGAUUUUCUCGAUCGACUAUUUUCUACGCAUGCAGUAGAAGAAAAAUAUCCUUACAGAGCGCCAGCUUUGAGCGUUACGACAGCUGUAUCGUUACUUCUUAACCCUAUCAUGGUUUCUGCUCCGAAAUACGUUCAAGCCCAUUUGAUUUCACUAGUUUCCGAAGCAGUUAAUAUCAAGAACUUGCAACCGGAUCGUAAACUAACCAACUGCUUCCUAUCAACCUUCGAAAAAUCCGUCGCUUUGUACAUGCGACACAUGUCUUGUUUGCAAACAGAUGGGUAUCCGUAUUCGGGCUUCACUUCCGAUUCACCGCACGGUAUUGCUUACCCACCAUUCGAGCUUUACGUAACCCCAGAGACGAAAAAUAAGGUCGAUCGUCUAAUCGCCGAUUUGAAUCUGGACUUGGACGACAGUUUAUUUAGGAUGAAAUCGGACAUGGUGAGUUCUUGCAUGAGAUUCGCGAAGGAGUGUCAGAACGCUUACGCCCUAUCGUGCGAAGACGAGAUCUUAUCCAUCUUAAGCUGCUUGAUCCUCAAAGCCUCUGAAAGCUACGACGACGAAGCUGUACGUCCGAUCGAGCGUGCAUCUCUGCAGAAUAUAUAUCUUCUUGCUUCUAUAUUGAAACUAAUGAGCAUCUCGUUACUACAAACUAUUCGAUGCCUUAGAAACAGUGAUGAAUUACGUCGCCUCAAGACCUUGAAAGACUUGCCCUCGUGCAAGGAGUAUAAGUUCGUUUUAGGCGCAAUCGCGUGUUUCGGUGAUUUGGACAUCGGUUUGUCGUUACAACAAGAUCUAUCCAAGGCGAUGUCUAAUCAUCCUACGAGGCAUGUGGAUUCGAAGAUGAUGUUCUUGCAUUUCUCGGGACUGAUGUCACUAAGCUUUGUCACUGGGCUCGAUUGCUUAGUGAAGGCCUGUUUGUUGGCAAUUCUUGCUCUGUUGAAUCUAUUUAUUUUCGAGGAGGGUGACCUGGACGCGUUGGAAUCUUUAAGUGAUGCCAAGAACGGAUCUUUUUCGUUUAUCGGAUUCCAUGAGACUAAGACUGACCGAAACUCCAGCUUUGUGGUCGCAUCGAAGUUCCAUAAGAUACAGUCUCUUUAUUCGAGUCUAAAGGAAAAUAAAUAUAACACAAGGGAAACUUUGAGUUCAGAAACUUUGGAUACGGAGCGAGUUGCGGGCUUAGAAGAAGAAACGGAAGAGACGAGCAACGGGGAGUUUUUCUUGAAGUGCGUUUUAAAUAUGGGAGAAAAUAACGAUUUUGAUGAUUUGGCCAGUUUUGUUGAAUGCAAACAAGGUAAGGAUUACUCAUCUUGGUUCAAGAAUCGUAAAAAAUAUCGAUGUCGGGUAUUGGAGAAAAUGGCGGUUCUAAGGUGGAAAAGAAAGAAAAGGACUUGGAAAACGUUAAAAGGGAAGACAAAAAAUUGUUAGGCGGCUAGCUAUUAUUACCUCUAAACGCUUCUUGACCGCGAGUUGAAGAUUCAAUUGUUUUUUGUAGUUAACAUGCUCAAAUUGCUCAGAUGAAUAUUUUGUUGGAAUGUGACUUCCAUUUCAAAAUUGCCUACGGUGCUAAAAUUCGACUCUACGGUUCAGGGCUGAUCGACUGCUCGAGCAUUGAAAUAGUACCUGCUAAAAUGUUGAUCUUCGUAAAAGUGAAUAAAACAUGUAUGUGUAUAUUUAUGUGUAACUACUAGUAAAGAAAUAAGAAUAUUUAAUAUAUUAAUAAGAGUUAAUUGCAAA